CAAAACAAUGAGAAUUUUUCACAGUCACAUAUUUCAUUGAAUUAAAGACGAAAUCUGCCAAAAUCGAGUGAAAAUCAGUAAAUUAAAGGAUAUAUCGAGCACUCUCCUGGCCAGUAACGGUGUGAAAAUGAGCAGAAAUGACUGAUCGUCCCAGAUGUUUAGAUUGGGUGCCUCUUGCGACCCACAAUUGCCUCCGUUUACGCAAUCUCAUCCAAAUUAUUGGUCAAAACAUCGAUUGCAAGCACGAUGAUACAACGCAUUUGUAUUUUACGCUGCACACGACGCCCAUGUCGUCGCCCUUUUACAAAAGUAACGCCGUGGAAAUGACUCGCGAUGGCACUUGUCGCUGGCCCGAGAUCCAUUUGCCCGACAAAAUGGGAAAAUCCUCGGCGACUUGUGUUUGUGUUCGGGUUUGGGAGCAAAGAGCACCGCGAAACAACAACAACAACAGUAGUUUAGGAGAUUUAAUGAGCAAUCACGAUGACCCCCCAACUGACACCGUUCUCAUGUUUUGGGGCAUUUAUUUCUCAGGACUCGUGCCUGUGCUGAAGCGAACCGAAGCACGAUACCGCAAAAAUACGCUGGUCUUUCAGAUGCAUGGGGGACUUUUUGCUUCCGCAGACACCUUUGACCCGAAUUACAUCUCGAAAGCGGCAUUUCCGUCGUGCCUGCCCAACUUUCAGGCCAGCAUGGGAAGCCAAUCGUCGCUCGGGUCGUCGUCAUACGGCAAAAAAUCGCUCGAUCCGUAUGACAGAACGCAAAACUGUGAUGAAAAUAAAUUAUUUUCUAAGGUAAAACGACUCAGUUCGACGCCAAAUAAGGGAAUGUUACCGAUAAAAAGUAGUCCGGAUCUCACAUCGCUUCUCUGGAAUGGAAGUCCGUCGAAAUUUUCACCACUCAACGACAACAAUUCCAGUUUUUCGAGCAGUUUCGGCAAUGCUAAUGACCUGGGCGAGACUUUUUCGCAAAGCGGCGGCGAGAGUUUAGUGAAAUUCCGGUAUCUCAAGAUGGAAUUUAAGGAAACGGAUGUGCGACGCUCGUAUUCCGUGAAUAAACUCCUUUUGCUGCAGGAGAAACAACGUCGAAUCAAGAACCAAAUGGAAGAAUGUGCGGAAUUGCGUGAAAGAAUCUACACCAAAAGUGCAUAUUGCUUGAAUUUGGACAUGAUAGCGAAUCAUGCGUCGUUACUCUACAAGCAACCGAAAGUUUUGCCGGGCAUGGGUCGUCAACUAAGUCGUUUGUUGUACCAAGAAGAGGCACCGCAAAAGCCCGAAGACAUUCUCAAAGGGCAAGAGUUGCGGCGACAAAUAGAAGUAGCGAAAUUUAGGUGUAAGGGACUCCGUGACGAACGAGAUCGCAUGAAAAUCGAAUUGAGACACACGAACGAGCGACUAACUAAAAUUUCGGAUCGCAAUAUUUUGCUGGAAUCGGAAACGAUGUCGCGUUACCGAGGUUUGAGCAAGGAAACGGACCAAUUGAUGCAGAAAAGGAUGGCAUUUGCGAGUCAACGUGAUAUUUUGGAGAGACUGAGGCAUGAUCUGUUCGAGAAACGGAAACGAUUAAUCAGGGAUUUGCAAGAAAUUUAUCCAAUUGCACAGGUACACAAUGAACUUUUUACGAUCCAAAAAGUUCCAUUGCCAAACGCUGAAGCAUAUCGCCUUUAUACUGUAUCGCCUAUGGAACUCAGUAUCGCCUUGGGAUUCACGUCUCAUGUAAUAAUUCUAUGUUCCAGAAUUCUAAAUGUUCCUUUAAGAAAUAACGUUAUUCACGAAGGAUCCCGAUCACGCAUCGAAGACAAUAUAAAGCCAAUUGCGAAACAAGAUAGAAUAUUUCCGUUAUUUUGUCGUUCAAAUCCUCCUCCGCAAAAUCUCCUCUACGGCGUUUUCCUGCUGAAUCAAAAUAUACUCCAAAUCAAACAUUAUCUCGGCAUGAAAAUAACCGAUACACGUGCCACACUUCCCAAUCUCCUCAAUAUCCUGGAUGGCGUGCCUGUGGAUACAACAGUCUUUAGUUUGUAUCAGAAUCCGGCGGCGCCAGCAUCUUCAGUCAGUGGCUCGUCUUCUGUGGAUCUGAAUUCGAGCAUUAGUAACAUUUUGGGCGACCUCAAAUCGUCACCCAUUGAAAUUAAUGGAACAAAAUCCAAAAAUCGAAUCUGUCGUUCCUUGACUGAUAGUGAGCACCAACACAUUCCAACGCGUCCCUUAUUGCGUAAAAGCAUGCGACUUUCGGGUUCCGAACCGAGUUUGUGUGAAAUUGAAACGUCAUCGUACGAUGGACAACAUGAACGGCCCAUGCUAAUCUCCGCGGCGAUGCCACAAAGCAAAAUCCAGAUGGGCAAAAGUAAUACAACGUCAAAUUUUAUAAGUGAACGUGAUGAAAAUCUGUAACAAUACAAAUUUAACUUAUUUGAAUUUAUUUCGAGUGUAAAGAAAAAUUACAAAAAAAAAUUAUUUAUAAUCGAGAAAAAAUGUGUAAUCGCAGUUCGUAUCGUUUGUUGUUAUAAUUUAGGACGGAAAAAGUAUUCAGAUUUAUUUAAUUAUUUUACCAA
Messenger RNA from Culicoides brevitarsis, 2548 nucleotides. It is a transcript of the gene Uvrag, whose product is annotated as UV radiation resistance-associated gene protein. Gene Ontology annotation, molecular function: SNARE binding. The transcript is spliced from 6 exons. The record is from RefSeq and is a predicted model, not a curated record. Gene Ontology annotation, biological process: SNARE complex assembly. The coding region runs from base 138 to 2387 and encodes 749 amino acids. Gene Ontology annotation, cellular component: endosome; lytic vacuole. NCBI's taxonomy places the organism in Eukaryota, Metazoa, Arthropoda, Insecta, Diptera, Ceratopogonidae.